AUGGCGGGCGUCGAUGAUUGGAAUUCUAGAUUUAAUUGGGAAACAUGGAACGGCGACUUACCAUUUUGGCAACAUGCAUUUUGUGGAAGUAUAGCUGGAAUUGCUGAGCACAUAUGUUUAUUUCCUCUUGACACAAUUAAGACUCGAUUGCAGACUUCUAACAAUUCGUUAUCUCAAAUCGCGUGGAAUAACAAAGCACCAUUUGGAGGAUUAUUUAGAGGAACUCAAGCUAUUGUAAUUGGUUGCAUACCAGCUCACAUCGCAUAUUUUACCCUCUACGAAUUCAUUUCAAAUUGGAAUAGAAACUCAGGAAACAAUAUUACUAAGCAAUCAGAUCAUAAUGUGAAUGUAAACGUUAAUAAAUCAAAAUUUUCACGCAUAUCAAGUGAGAUUUCUACCACGGCUAUGGCUGGAGCAGUCGCCACAAUUGGCCAUGAUAUUUUAUUAGUACCAGCGGAUAUGAUGAAGCAAAGGCUUCAGCUAGGAUGUUAUAAAAGUAUGAUUCAUUGUUUAAAAUGUGUAAUUAAGGAGGAAGGAAGCUGUGCUUUUUAUAGAAGUUUUCCAACAACUUUAUUCAUGAACAUACCGUUUCAAGCUAUAUUAGUUGCGGUAAAUGAGUAUAUCAAAAGUAAUGUCGAGUUUAUGAACUCAAAAAACAAUUUGCCCUCUUUAUCCGGUUAUUUUAUUUCCGCUGGUAUUGGCGGGGCCUUAGCUGCCUUUCUAACAAAUCCAUUGGAUGUAAUUAAAACUAAAAUACAAACCCAGGGUAUUAAAGGAGUUGGUAAUAACUCUAAAACUGUAUUUACAGUGCCAUUUGUUGUGGCCAAAAAUAUUUAUAAAAUACGAGGGCUGAGUGGUUUUAUGCGUGGAAGUAUAGCUAGAAUCGCAAUUUGCACGCCAGCAGCUGCCAUUUCAUGGGGAACUUAUGAAACUAUCAAAAUGUUAAUAUCGUAA
This is a messenger RNA of Babesia microti strain RI, 954 nucleotides long. Its product is annotated as mitochondrial carrier protein, MC family. Gene Ontology annotation, molecular function: ferrous iron transmembrane transporter activity. Gene Ontology annotation, biological process: iron import into the mitochondrion. The transcript has 4 exons. Lineage: Eukaryota; Apicomplexa; Aconoidasida; Piroplasmida; Babesiidae. The coding region runs from base 1 to 954 and encodes 317 amino acids. Gene Ontology annotation, cellular component: mitochondrial membrane. The record is from RefSeq and is a predicted model, not a curated record.